Molecule: messenger RNA, 4281 nt
Organism: Gymnodraco acuticeps
Lineage: Eukaryota; Metazoa; Chordata; Actinopteri; Perciformes; Bathydraconidae
Gene: rabep1
Product: rabaptin, RAB GTPase binding effector protein 1
Biological process (GO): endocytosis
Cellular component (GO): intracellular membrane-bounded organelle
Molecular function (GO): growth factor activity; GTPase activator activity
Source: RefSeq, a predicted model, not a curated record
GAGGAGGAUGAGAAGGAGAGGCUGAGCCAGGUGAACGAUCUGCAGGAGGAAGAUUUUGGAGACAACACGGAGCCUCUGGAGGAUUUACUCCUCGGGCUGAGCGUCGGGGAGCCUAACCUCAGCACCCACGGCUCCCUGCACUCUUUAGACACUGACGUGGUGGCAGGCAGCCUCCUGGACCCCUAUAAGGAGAAUCUGAGGAGAGUUCAGUCCACAGACAGCCUGGGGUCCUCUCUCUCCGUGCAGCAGGGCCUCGGGGGACACAACCACAAAGCCAAGUCAGCCAGCAACCUGGACGAGUCUGACUUCGGACCCCUGGUGGGGGCCGACUGCGGGGCCACGGACAGCAGCUUUGGGGACACGUUGUCCAUCAGCUCCAUGAAGCUGACGGCCAGCCACUUCCUGCUCACUAAAGACCAGGAGAAAGCCAUCAAGGCGAUGACUCCGGAGCAGGAGGAGACGGCGUCGCUGCUCUCCAGCAUCUCCCACGCCCCCGACAACGCUUAUCUGCCGCCGGGGGGGUACAGGCUCGUCAGUGACAGCGAGUGGAACCUCCUGCAGCAAGAGGUGAAAAAUGCUGGCAGGCAGCUUGGCAGACGCUGUGACAUGUGCUCCAACUACGAGAAGCAGCUGCAGGCCAUCCAGGGACAAGAGGCCGACACUCGAGACCAGGUGAAGAAGCUGCAGGUGAUGCUGCGUCAGGCCAACGAUCAUCUGGAGAGAACGAUGACGGAGAAACAGACUCUGGAAGACUCGGUCAAAGUGGGCAACGAGGAAACUGCUGCUAAGGCGUCCGCCCUCAUGCAGCGGGUGCAGGAUUCGGAGACGUUGCUGUGCGCGCUGCAGCAGGCCUUCAGUGACGCUAAGAGGAACACACAGCAGCAGAUGGCGGUGCUGGUGAAGUCGAGGGAGCAGGUGGCCGACGAGCUGAGCCGUCUGCAGAGAGACAACGAGAGCCUGCAGGGGAAACACCGGCUGCACGAGGAGCUGCAGCAGCAGGAGGACUUCCAGAUGCCCAACACUGUGCAAGAGCUCCAUGGCCUGGUGGUGCGGUUUCGAGAAGACGUGGUGGCGUUACGGACGUCAGCUGAUCACAUGGAGGAGAAGCUGAAGGCGGAGAUUCUGUUCCUGAAGGAGCAGAACCAGGCGGAGCAAUGUCUGAAGGAAAACCUGGAGGAAACGCUGCAGACGGAGAUCGAGAACUGCAAGGAGGAGAUAGACAUCUUGGAAGCAUCUUUCUCCAGCCUCAAGACGGAGAUGGAGAGGAUAAAGGCGGAGAAGGAAAAGUUUGAGAGGAGUCUGUCGGAGAAGACGGAGACUCUGGAGAACCUUCAGGGUCUGAGGAUCAGUCUGGAACGGCAGCUCAGAGAACUCUCCACUGCAAAGAUUGCGCUCCAGACUCAGGCGAUGGAUGAGAAGGACAAAGCUCAGCGGCUGCAGACGGAGCUGGACGUCAGUGAGCAGGUUCAGAAGGACUUCGUCAAACUCUCUCAGACUCUUCAGGUUCAGCUGGAGCGAAUACGACAGGCGGACUCUUUGGAGCGAAUCAAAGUCAUCCUCAACGACACCAACUUCACUGACAUCAACCAGCUUCCAGACACAUGAUGACACUGACAGGAAACUGCUUCAGCUUCAUUCCCCCUCCUCCUCCUGCCCCCUAACCACCACAGAAGAAGAGUUUUGGAGGGACUAAAGGAGCCUUUUUCUUGUGUACAGAGCACACUGCGGAUAAUAGAAUAAUGAAGAAGAACACUACUACUACUAAAACAAGAAAAAUGUAAAUAAGUAAAUGUGUGAUUGUUGACGGAGGGAUCUCCCUGCGUCUCGUUUCUACUGUAGAUAUAUAUUUCCGUCUGUUAGCUCAACCAAAAAAGGUUUGUCGUCGUCUAAAAGCACUUUUCAUCGUCUCUUUCCAGGUCAUUUUAGACGAAAAUUGGAUGCAUACAUUUUCCUCGUCCUUGCUUCCCUUUUCCACUCGCUUCCUCUUUCCUUUCCACUGUUGUUGUUCUGUGACAUUUUCCUCCUUGUUUUGGCUCAUUCUCGCCCUGUGACAAAGACACGAUGAAGGACACUCAUGGGAAAUACUUGCACAUAAUUUAACUGUCAAACUAACAGGAUUUCAGCAACAUCCUUCAUCCUCUCCUCACAUCGGACAUUUUUUAAAAGCUGCACAAACACAGUGAAGAAAUAUCCAUAUCCUGUUUCAAAGAUUUAUUUUCCACCCUUCUUGAAAAUCAUGAAGACACAGAGGAAGUGGAUUUUAUAACGCGUUUCGCUCCUUUUGAUUGGUUCCCUUAGUGUAAUUUAAAAGCUUAAAAGAGCAAUUAGCUGCUCAUUCAAAGACACUUAAAAGAGGGAGCACCUCUUGAGAAUUCAGUGGGUAAAAUCACCAACACAAAUUCAUAUAACUUUUGGUAUUAAUGUGUCUACGAGGUUCAUUAAUCACCACUUUGAGGCUACAAAUGGGUUUCAUUUCAACACUUUUAAAGCUGGGUUAUGCAGAGUUUCUUUUACCGUUAUUGGGUACAAAAUAAUCCACAGUAACCUCUCGGCAUAUUGUAACUCGAGCCUUAUUUGAAAAUCAGAUUCCUGCUGUUUUCAGGGUUUAUCAAAUCUAGCCUGCGACCAAUUAGCCACAUCAUUUCAGAGAGAAAGCAUUCCUAUUGGCUGUUCAACAAAAGUAGAUGUGCAUGCAUGGUGAUUCCAGAAGUUAAGCGCCUGAUACAACGGAGGAAAGUCCUGCAGAAUAAGUGGCUUUUCAUGCAUUGGCACAACGACACUGAAACUGCAAAGAAACCCCGGUGGAGGGCUGUACGUUCAAUGUUUGCCUCUCCAGAAAACUGCCUAACUGGCUAAGACUUGAAGGACAAUGUGCUCGAAAUAUGAUGAAUUAUUGCCGAAUAAUGCAAGAACAAAUCUGCCUGUACCAGCUUUAAAGUGUCAGGGUGUUGGAAAGCAAAUCAAAAAGACUGAUCUGUGAUUGAUGUAUUAUUAACACAAACAACUUCGUCCUUAAGACCUCAGAAAGUUCUUAAGUUAAAAUACGCUUCAUCAUCAGUGAGCUUUCUGGAACUCUUGGACUUGCUAAAACCCCUGAGAUUUGAAAUGGGAACCACCAAAUUAAAUUCGUUGCGAAAUCAAACCACGGGAAAGAAAACGUGUUUACCCAAAGACGUUUAACUCAAAAGAAAAUAAUCGUUUUUCCCCUUGACAUAAACAAAUCUUACAAAUGGACAUUUUCAGAUGUUAAUUGCAUUGAAUUUUACAGUGAAAAUGUAAGCAGGGAGCUUAUGGGAGAAAGCUACUUCACACCUCGACACAAAAGCCAUAAAAAGUGUGUUUUCCUAAUAUUGCAAUAAUAAUAAUAAGGACCCUCAGAUUUAAGCGUAUUUCAGACGCUUUUAGACCAUCUCGAAGUGUUUCUAAUGAAGCAUCCUGAGGCUUUUACCCAAACUUAAAAUGACAAAUUGUGCUUUUUAAUUAACCAUAUUUAAUCAAGGCAGUUUAACAAAAAAUACGGAUUUUAAAACCACAAGAUUACACAUUAAAUCUGUGUGUUUUGAGGUGUUAAACGGCAGGCGUCUCAUUGCCCCUUAAUAAGACAUUGAAUGGUUUUGAAUUAAGGAAGUGGAGGUUUCUUUUUGGCAUAUUUGACAAUUAUUAUUUCCCAACGCAAGAGGUGGCACAUCAGCUGCUUCAGUUUUAAAAUAUUAAGAGAAAUACAAAGACUUCUGGAGCUGAAGAAAGUGGAAAAUGACUAGUUUUAACAUUCACUAAAGUCUUGAUGUUCAAACAUGCAGACAGAAAAGUAGGAUUUCACCAAUUAACUAAAUUCAAUAGUUUUUGUUCUUUUCUCAGCAGUCUGCUUUGAAUACAGACUGACCCUCGAUGUCACUUUGAACGGUUAAAACGGCACUAAUGAACUUCUAUUGAAAACAAAUCAUCCUGAAGUGAUAAAGAAGGACUUCUCUCUGUAUUGUGAUUAAAACAAUAUCCAUAUAAUCACGCAUACAGCAGCUUUUAGGACAUGUUGAUUACUGUUUUCCUUUGUUGACGUGCAUGUAUUACAUUUCCUUUGUGUUGUCUAUACUGUAGAUAUCUGACGUUGAUAUUUAUGAAUGAUCCAGAAAUAUCAAGUUGCACUGACAGAAAAACCGUGUGUCUGAUUGUGAACGGAGAAAUGGUGAAAGUAGAUAAUAUUCAUGAGGUGUUUCUUCUCUGAAAAGGCCUUAUUGCAUUACGGCUUGGUGUGUUUGUGACAUUUAAAACCCUCUAAUUUAA